GCUUUGCCGCGAGGAAGCGUAUUUGUAAACAAUGCUAAAAAGCUAAGGGAGAAAAAUUGAGAUAGUUACGAGAGGCUUGGCUAUAUUACUGAUGUGUCGUAGUUGAUAUUUCGUUUUAAUACUGGAGGUAUUACUUUUUUCAGAGGUUUAGUUUAUUAACAGAACGCUUUUAUGUAGUAAACGGGCGAUUCGCACAUGCAUUAGCACGUUUGCUUUCAUCUGAUCUGUUCUGCUGUUUGAGAAAUAGAGUCGUAUAUGUAUUCAACAUGAUUAUUGUAAUACUUAAUUAAGGUCAAGCUCAUUUUACGUGUCCAUGGGGAAACGGAAAGACAUGAUUCACCCCAGAUUUCUAGCUGGAAACGGGGAUGAUUAUAACGUGCACAAGAAGAAACACAAAAAGCACAAGAAGCACAAAAAGAAGCACCAUCGCGAUGAUGGCCACAGUUUCUCCUCUGAGGCGCUGGAGUCAGACUCCGGGAUGCUGCUGCUUAAACCUCCUCAACUCAAGCUCAAGAUCAAACUAGGAGGUCAAACUCUGGGCACCAAGAGUGUGCCCACAUUCACUGUCAUCCCCGACUCUCUGCGCUCAGUGUCGCCUCUGAACGUAGAGAGUGAUGAUGACGAUGACGACGACGAUGAUGACGACGACUCUGAUGAUGACGUGCCGUCAGAGGGAGUUCCUAUAGAGCAGUACAGAGCCUGGCUGGAUGAAGACAGUAACCUGGACCCGUCUCCUGUGCCGGACAUGGACACCGACUCGCUGCUGGGAGGCCCGAUGGAUGAGGAGGAGCGAUGGCUGGACGCGCUGGAGAAAGGAGAGCUGGAUGAUAACGGGGAGCUGAAGAAAGAGAUCGACGAGUCUAUGCUCACAGCCAGACAGAAAGCACUCCUACAUAAGCAGCAGAGCCAGCCUUUACUGGAGCUCCCAAUGGGAUACAAAGAGAAGGAGCUGACGGCCGAGAUGAUGCAGAAACGUGAGGAGCGCGCCCGCAAGAGACGCCUUCAGGCCGCCAAGAAAGCAGAGGAGAACAAGAACCAGACCAUUGAGAGACUGACCAAAACCAGCAAGGCCAAAAUCAAGAGCAUGAAGGAGCGCAAGUCUAAGCAGGCUCAGCUGCCCAUGGUGAGGUACAGCAGUAACGCUCAGGGAGCUGCCGUCUCCUACCCCGCCGGGAUCCCCGUCCCGACGCCCGCGACCCCUCGAGCGCCUCCUCCCGCGCCCGUGAGCUGCGGCGUGUCGGGAUGCUCCAACCUGAAAAAAUACUCCUGCUCCAAGACGGGGACUCCACUGUGCAGUCUGGAGUGCUACAGGAAGAACCUGAUGCUGGUGCAGGAAGUCGCUUAAAGCGGCGUUUGUCAACGGUGUGUUUAAAUAUAACAGGUUAAUGCAAUUAUGUUGAGCAAAGUGAAAGUUCUUGGAGUAAUCGGUGUAAAAUCAUGCUGAAGUUGUAUUCAUUUUGUGCUUUCGAAGCGUAACUCAUGAAACAUACGCAGUAACACUUUACAGUAUGGUUUAAUUUGAUAAAAUUACAUUUUCUAAACUAACAGUGAACAGCUUUUUACUGCUAUUAUUAAUCUGAGGGCUGUCAAGAGAUCAAUUGUGAUUAAUCGCGAUUAAUUGCAUACAAAAUAAAAGUUUGCGUUUGCCUAAUAUAUGUGUGUGUACUGUGUGCAGUUAUUAUGUAUAUAUAAAUACAAACACAUUCAUGUAUAUAUUUAAGAAAUAUUUAGUAUAUGUAUAUUUAGUAUAAUAAGUAUGUAUUUAUUUUCAUUUUUAUAUAAUUUAUAUUAUAUAUAAAUAAAAAUAUUUUGUACAUAAAUAACAUUAUCUUAAAUAUAUACAUUAAUUUGUGUGUAUUUUUUAUAUAUAUAUAAUUACACACAAUACACACGCAUACAUUACGCAAACUCAAUUUUUUUAUUUU
Messenger RNA from Labeo rohita (rohu), 1925 nucleotides. RefSeq names its product INO80 complex subunit B (gene ino80b). The record is from RefSeq and is a predicted model, not a curated record. The transcript has 5 exons. Gene Ontology annotation, biological process: chromatin remodeling. Bases 314 to 1345 code for a protein of 343 amino acids. Gene Ontology annotation, cellular component: Ino80 complex. NCBI's taxonomy places the organism in Eukaryota, Metazoa, Chordata, Actinopteri, Cypriniformes, Cyprinidae.